AAUGGCGGACAGUGAAGGUCAGAAACGUUAGUCUGCGUCACAGAUUUCGUUUCAAGAUGGCAUCUGGAAGAGUUCAGACUGUGCUUUGUGUGAUCGCUCCUGAAAAGUUAGGGCGUACUCUAACACACGAGCACAUUUCAUUGGACUUCAGGCCUGGAUUGGUCAAGCCACCCAGAGAGACAGACCUAGAAAAGAUAAACUGUAAUGAAAUAACUCUUAGGAAUCUUGGUUGGAUUCGACAAAACCCAUUUUGUCAUCAACACUCUCUUGCUUUGAAUGAAGAACCAAUUGAAGACAUGAUUCAAGAGGUGGCAGAAUUCAAGAAAGAAGGGGGUUCUACUAUAGUUGAUAACACAGUCUAUGGUAUGCAAAGAAAUGUGGAAACCUUGAAGAAAAUUGCUUCUGGUUCUGGCUUGAAUAUCAUUGCAGGAACUGGUUACUAUGUCGAUAGCUUUGUAUCACCUGAAAUGAAGGCUUUGUCAGUGGAAGACAUGGCAUCGACAAUAGUGAAUGAACUGACUGUCGGAGUUGGCAACACUGGUAUCAAGUGUGGUGUCAUUGGUGAAAUUGGGUGUUCUUGGCCCCUGACACCAUUCGAGAAGAAAUCCUUGCAAGCUGCCACCAUUGCACAAACUGAGACUGGUGCACCAUUAAUUGUUCAUCCUGGGCGAAACAACAAUUCCCCCAUUGAAAUAAUACACUUCCUCCAAGAAGCUGGCRCAGACAUCAAUAAAACUGUCAUGUCGCAUCUUGACCGUACCAUUUUUGACCACCAAGACCUCCUGGAACUGGCUCGCACAGGAUGCUACUUGGAGUAUGACCUAUUUGGCAUGGAGCCUGUGAACUAUCUCCUGAACCCAGCUGUUGACAUGCCUUGUGAUUCACAGCGAAUCCAGGAAAUAAAGUUUUUGGUAUCUGAAGGGUACGAAGACAAGAUAACAAUAUCUCAUGAUCUACAUGCCCGUCAUCACCUGCUCAAGUAUGGAGGCCAUGGCUAUGCUCACAUUCAAGUCAAUAUUAUCCCCAAGAUGUUGAAGAGAGGAAUAUCACAAGAGGUUAUCGACAAGAUACAAAUAGAAAACCCCAAAGCAUGGCUGACUUUUAAAUAAGGUUGGCAUAAGGCAUUAGACAUUUUUUGAAAUCUUUUUUUCUUGUGUCAUUUUGUGUCAUUCUUUGAAAUUUUCUUUUACAACCAAAAAGCAUAUAAUGUAGCUAGAAAAAGUUUAUAGUAUGGUUUAUGAGUUCAUUGUGAAUGUUCAAGUAUCCAAAAUGCAGUUUGAUUUGCAACUGGAUUUAGAGUAGUGCAUGGUACAUCCGUCCCAGGGGCGCACUCCUCCCUGGUUCCACUUUGUGCCCUUACUUCGAAGAUUACCAAUACUGUUUUUCCCUUUGAUUCUAUGGGGUACACCCCUCCCUGGGUUAACUUUGUGUGCAGCACCCCUCCCUAAACAAAAUCCUAGAUCCUCCCCUGCGUCCGAUCAGGCUUGACAUGACUCACCUAAUUACAAUUUGCCAAGUUUAAAACCUUUUAGUAUAGAGUGCAAACACAAGAUGUAUAAAAAGUUCGUAUUGUCUCAUCUCACAUAGCACGACACGGUACGUCCGUAGGAUCACUUCACAUGACUCCCCUAAGAACUGAAAAUUUACCAGGUUAAAAGCUUAUUAGUAUAUAGUGCAAACACAAAGAUCUUGAAAUUUAGUAUAAACCUAUUUCACAUUAUUUAGCAAUUUUAAAAAAUAACAGAAAACUAACAACUUUUAGCCAUAACGUAGAGUACAUUUAGUACACGUAGAGCCAUUUAGUAGAGUACAAACACUAAAAGUGUGCAACAAAAUGUUAUUUAUACUAAUUAUAUUGUUUUCUUUUGUUUAAGUUAGUGCUACUUACUACUAAAUAGUGAUAACUUUUGCACACAUUUAGUGUUUGUACUCUAUCUAUAGUUAUUUCUCACGGCCUCACGCUUUUAGUGUUUCACUGUUUGGUUUAGCCCUCGAAUUUGUUUCUCGUUCGGUUCAUAGUAUUUUCACAAAACAUUGUAAACUGCGAAUAAUGGAUGACACUGAUUUUUCAACGUGUAAUAAAUUUUGAUGUCAGAGUUU
This is a messenger RNA of Actinia tenebrosa (Australian red waratah sea anemone), 2100 nucleotides long. RefSeq names its product phosphotriesterase-related protein. The record is from RefSeq and is a predicted model, not a curated record. Gene Ontology annotation, molecular function: zinc ion binding; hydrolase activity, acting on ester bonds. NCBI's taxonomy places the organism in Eukaryota, Metazoa, Cnidaria, Anthozoa, Actiniaria, Actiniidae. Gene Ontology annotation, biological process: catabolic process.